Molecule: messenger RNA, 1353 nt
Organism: Belonocnema kinseyi
Lineage: Eukaryota; Metazoa; Arthropoda; Insecta; Hymenoptera; Cynipidae
Product: post-GPI attachment to proteins factor 2-like
Exons: 5
Coding region: 269-982 (237 amino acids)
Biological process (GO): GPI anchor biosynthetic process
Cellular component (GO): Golgi membrane; endoplasmic reticulum membrane
Source: RefSeq, a predicted model, not a curated record
GAGUGUAGGUGACACUUUCAUCCCACGAGCGAGAUAGAUGAAAACGCUGGUUUUUAUUCAUCUUCAAGCUCAAAAAUGGAUCAGAAAAAGGAAAAACUGGUGUACAAAAAGUCGAGGAUUUUGUGAAAAAAAAACAGGAUUGGAAAUGCAAUGAAAGUUAAAAUAAAUAUACGCGGUCCAAGUCGAGGAUGAAUUUUCGUCAUCCAGAAGGCGAUAGGAUAAGUUUUCGGAUUUGAAACCGCCCAAGAUUUCCCGACGAUAUUCCAGAAUGGAGUUGAAUAAUGUAGGGAGCAAUAAAAGUUCCGUGUACCUGGCGAUUCCGUUUCGAAAACUCUGCAUAGCCACCGUUUCCUUACCACUCGUCAGUUUAAUCAUUUGCUUCGUCACAGCAUAUAUAUUUCAACAAGACGAUAUUCACGAAACACACUGUCGGGUAUACAAUGUUCUUCCAUCGAUCUCAGCGAUUACGGGUGUUUCGCCUCAGAGAUAUCUCUGGCGAAUUAGCAUAGCUUUACACAUUGGACCACGGCUCAUGAUUGCAAGUGUUUAUCAUUCCUAUUACCGUAAGAUCCUUGACACCAUCGAAGAUGUGUCUGCGAAGCUCGUUGCUUGCAGACUUUUACAUUUAUGUUACUGGCUCAACAUUGCCGAGGUCGCCGCUCUCAGCGGUGUCACCUAUAUUUCAAAUAGGGAAAAUUACGCGGUACACGAGAAGAUCUUUAUAAUGUUUAUGAUCAGCUCGCUCACAUAUAUGUUGACUGCAAUAAGAUUGGGUCGCUUAAUGACGCCAAAUUCAGCGAGUCUUCAGUACAAGCAAGGUCUGUUUAUAACGAGUCUGGUCAGCACUGUAGGCCUUAUUAUCUUCUUUCUGAAGCAUCGACUCUUGUGUCAUGACUUAGGUCUCUUCAAUUUUUCGUUUAUGAUUCUGGGAUUUGUUCCUAUUGGAGCCCUCGACGGAUUUUCUCUGAACUGCCUUUUUUGAGUAGGUGUUCAGUUUUUUUUCUUGUCCGUUUGAGUGCAAUUUCCACAAAACCAAAUUAAUUCCGGAUCAUAGAUAUCAAUUUCAGUGACUGGGGGUUGAUGACAAAGAGGAUGGUAGACCUCUUCGCAGUUGUGACAUUCAAGAAGUAUAAAUGGUCCCAAAUUUGAUCCAUUGCACACCUUCCAAAAGGAAGAGAAAAUAUAAUUAUUUAGUUAAAAAAAAAGGAUUGAAAAAAAAUUGGCCAAAAAUGCAGGCAACAAGAAUCGAGCCCAGACCUUUCGCUUACAACUCCGGGAGUGCUACUGACGGAUUUAAACGCCGGACGAAAGACGUUCGAAUUGCGCUUUAUGUAAUCUGCUUUGUUUUGUUUU